UCCAAAAUUUUCUAACAUAAUUGAUGGAAAUACCCUCAAAAGUCAAUGAUGAAGAAUCUUCUACUCUGCUAAUUAACGCAGCUUUUUGCUCCCUUAAUUCCUCAAAAUUUCUAUUCAAGAUAGCAUUUUGCUCUUUGUUAUAGCUUUUCCUCCCAUAAAUUGACAAACAGAUAAUCCAAAGUUCAAAAGUCUCUAACAGGAAUACAGAGAUAAAAAAAAAAAUGGAGUGGGAGAAUCAACAUGGAGAAGAAGAGUACUUGCAGUACCAAAUUCAGAAUGGGGUUUGCGGGAAAGUGAUGAGUGAUGAACAGGUAGAGGAACUGAAGAAACAGAUCGUUGCCUAUUCCACUAUUUCUGAACAGCUUGCUGAGUUGCACAAAUCCAUGUCUGCCCACCACGAUUUUACUGGCAUAAGGUUUGGAAAUCUAUACAGUGAUCCAAUAUCAGCUUCUGUCGGGCACAAGAUCACUGCUAGACAGCGAUGGACUCCAACGCCAUUACAACUUCAAAUUCUUGAGAAUAUAUAUGAGCAAGGAACCGGGACACCAAGCAAGCAGAAAAUCAAAGAGAUAGCAUCUGAACUAGCUCAACAUGGUCGAAUUUCUGAAACAAAUGUAUAUAAUUGGUUUCAGAAUCGUCGUGCUCGUUCAAAAAGAAAAUUUCAGGUCUCUACAGGUUCAGUCAAUGCUGAAUUUGAACCAGAUGUGAGCACAAAAGAUAAAAAGACCAAACCAGUAGGUCUGGACUUCAUUGACAACUUCUCACACGGGGUUGAAAGCUUCUAUUUCCAAGGUUCUGAAUCAGGGAUUGAUCAGUUGAUUGGUAAAGAGGAAUCUUCACGAGGCUAUGAUCCUUACAAUAAUUUAGUUGAACAAUUUGGGUUAUUAGGAUGAUGUCUUGCGUUUUUGUUUUAGGGCCGAACACGUUGGAUUUAUUUCUGUAUUUUUUAUUUAAUGAAAAAUAACUUAGUUAAGGAAA
Messenger RNA from Gossypium arboreum, 978 nucleotides. Its product is annotated as WUSCHEL-related homeobox 13-like. Bases 222 to 893 code for a protein of 223 amino acids. The record is from RefSeq and is a predicted model, not a curated record. The transcript has 3 exons. Lineage: Eukaryota; Viridiplantae; Streptophyta; Magnoliopsida; Malvales; Malvaceae. Gene Ontology annotation, molecular function: DNA binding; DNA-binding transcription factor activity.